GUCCAGCAAUAGUCAACAAUGGCUGAGAUAGGGAGUGUAUGUCAAAGGAGUGCAACAUUAUUUUACGUAAAAAGAGAUACUGUGUGACAUUCGAAGUUAAUACGUAGAUCAUAAGUUAUGAAUUAUUUAGGAAAAUUGUCGUGUAACUUCUUCAGAUGAAAGUACAUACGUGCAGUAGGCGUAGAUCAGUCAUUGCUAAGGAUGCAUGAUGCGUACGAAAUCUUCCAGCUAUUAAAAUUAACUGUCCAGAUAGAGUCAAUCGCUGCCUACGAUGACAACUUACUGGUGGGAACCAAAACUGGGCAUCUGCUUAUGUACUCCAUCCUCUGCCGGGGAACAAAUAGCUAUGAUGCUACUACCUCAGGCUCCGGAGCUAACAAGCAUGAUGUCCAGCUCUUGCGCUACAACAAGAACUUCAGCAAGAAACCGAUACAGCAACUUGCUGUUGUGCCGGACUACCAGAUCCUGGUCAGUCUCUCAGAUAACGUCAUCUGUGUGCAUGACAUGAAUGCCAUCAACUUCCCAACUAUGACAACAGUACAUAGAACCAAGGGAGCAACACUGUUUGCUUUAGAUAUCAAGAAAUACACGUCACUAACAGGAGAGACGACUGUGGCAGUUCGCAUGUGUGUUGCAGUAAAAAGGAGGCUACAGCUAUUCUACUGGAAGAACGGCAGCUUUCUAGACCUUCGAGAUGAUGUCAUAGUAUCGGACAUUCCGCGUGCGCUAGCUUGGUGUGAUGAAACUAUAUGUGUUGGUUUCAAGGGAGAAUAUUGCCUUGUCCAGCUCUCAAAUUCAACAGGGACACAACAGGAAUUGUUUCCAAUGGGCAAGCAUCAGGAGCCAAGUGUCACAAAACUGUCAAAUGGAAUAUUCGCACUUGGAAAGGACCAGCAAUCUAUCUUCAUGACGACAACAGCAACCCCAGCCUAUAAGCAUGCUGUCAAGUGGUCGGAUGUCCCAGUGGCAAUUGCAUACGACGAGCCAUACCUGGUGGCGGUCCUGCCGGAAGGCUUGGAGGUGCGCACUCUUGAGCCGGGCGCCCCACUGUUGGUGCAGAGCAUUGCGCUGCCACCCCCGCAGCGGCCGAGACUAGUGGCGCCCUGCCGGCGGGGGCUGCUCUACCUCGCCUCUCCCGCCUUCGUCUGGUGCCUCCAGGCCGCCGAGCUGUCUCGCCAGAUCUCCACGUUGCUGGAGCAGCGCCAGUUCCAGCUCGCUCUGCGGCUUACGAACAUAUCAGAUGAGUCAGAGGAUGAGAAAUCGAAGAACAUCUAUCACAUACAGACACUGUAUGCAUUUGACCUUUUCAAGAAUAAGCAGUUCCAUGAGUCUAUGAAGGAGUUUCUCAAACUGGGAACAGAUCCGUAUGAUGUGAUUCGUCUGUUCCCGGAUCUACUUCCGCAGGAGACACGACAGCCGACUCUGGACAGUCCCGACAGGCACCCUAUUCGACAGAAGCUUCAAGAUCGAGAGCUCGAAAAUGCUCUUCUUGCGUUGAUUGAAUUCCUCACUGAGGUCCGUCUUAAAUUGAUGGCUGGCAACACUGUCCAAAACAAAGCCAUGGGUAACAAUGUGAAUAAUAACAACAAUUAUAACAUAAGGAACAGUGACAAUGUAGUGGCAGAGGGAAGCAACAUGAACAAGUCCACACAACAGCUGCUGCAAAUCAUAGACACAACUCUGCUGAAAUGUUACCUUCAGACAAACGACGCCUUGGUGGCUCCCCUGCUGAGGCUGAACCAGUGUCACCUGGUGGAGACAGAGAAGACCCUGCGGAGACACCAAAAGUACAGUGAGCUGGUGAUACUGUACCAGACCAAGGGCCUGCACCGAAAGGCACUGGAACUGCUGCAGAAACAGGCCGACCAAGUAGACUCAGCCCUGUAUGGACAUGAGCGCACCAUCCAGUACCUACAGCACCUCGGCAAGGAUCACAUAAAUCUGAUCUUCGAUUUUGCCGGCUGGGUGCUGGAGAGAAGUCCUGAGGAAGGCCUGCGGAUAUUCACAGAUGAUUUGCAUGAAGUUGAGCAGCUGCCUCGUCCCAAGGUGCUGGAUUUUCUGCUCAGGAAUCAUAGGGACCUUGUAGUGCCAUAUCUGGAACAUGUGAUUCAUGUGUGGCAAGAAAAGAACUGCAUUUUCCACAAUGCUCUGGUGCAUCAGUACAGGGAGCACAGUCUGCAACUUCUACAAAACCCUGAGACUUUUGAGGCCGGACGUGCUUUACGUGUGAAGCUGCAAGACUUUCUUGAGGUGUCUGAACACUAUACGCCCGAGACUGUGCUCAUUCACUUCCCGUAUGACAAUCUCUUUGAGGAACGUGCUACAGUUCUUGGAAAACUGGGUCGUCACGAACAGGCACUGUCAAUCUAUGUCAGUGUUCUUGGUGAUGUGGAGCAGGCAAUGCGAUAUUGUGAUAAGGUGUAUAGGCAGCAGGCAGAGGGUGCCGAUGAGGUGUACGCGAUACUGAUGCGCAUGCUGGUGAAUCCACCAGAGAGCUGGCUUGUCGGGGUCCCGUCCCCACCGACCGUCCAGCCAGACCUGGAGGCUGCCCUCACACUACUGGAGCAGCAUGCCAGCAAGAUUCAUCCUGUCAAAGCCCUGACGGCGCUUCCAGAUCGAGUCCCUCUGAUCCGCAUCAAGCACUUCCUCGAGUCGAGUCUGCAGCACAAACUGAGUGAGCGCAGAACGACACAGGUCCUCAAGGGUCUACUCUACGCUGAACAUUUACAGGUGCAGGAGAUGAGGAUGCAGUACGAAUCUCAGAGCAUUACCAUGACGGAGUUCAACGUGUGUCCUGUCUGUAAGAAGCGAUUUGGAAAUCAGAGUGCCUUUGCUCGGUACCCGAAUGGUGACAUAGUCCAUUACUCGUGCCAGGAGAGGCGGACUACUUAGUGGAAACUGCCUGGUUUGUCUUUGUGCUCAUCACAGAAGCUUUGUGAAAAUGCAAACCGAGUACCUCUUUGUAUUCUAAAAGUGGGCAGACAGGUCUGUAUCUGCUGACAUGUCGAUUUGGCAGAAUACAUGUAGACCAGUUUGUGGGAAUACUGUUCGGUAGCUUACGGCAGUUUACAGUUAGCGCUCUGAGGGGAGCAUGUAUUUGAGAACCGAAGCUAGUCAAGUUGGAGGGGCCCAUGUUAUGACAUUAGAGCCUGACUGUCACUUUGUAUAUUUUGGCCAAGACACUGCGAGUCAAGUUGUAAUUGAUCUGGUUAUAUUUUGCACCUCAAAUGCACAACAGCUUCUAACGUAUGCAGUAAGGACUGUAGAAAUCAUGUAUGUUCAGAUAAAUAGGUGCCGUGUGAAUCUUUGUCAGGUACAUUAAUGCUUUCCUAAUAAGUUUGUUUGGGAAAAAUAAAAUGUUCAGCAUUAUUUUUUGUUACAUCCAGUUGUGGACAUCCAGAUCUUUGUUAUUGUGACACUUUUGUUGAGAUUUUUAUCACAAUUAAAAUUUUUUGUGAAAUACUUUAUUUUUUGUUAAUAGGUUAAAAAGUUAUCACGCAUGUUAAUCUUUGAUAAACUAGGACAAUUACACAUAAAAUGUUUUAAUUUUAUAUUGUAUAGCUGUAAGAACUUGCAUGAACGAGAGAAGCAGCAAAGUGCCUUUUUCCACCACAGUUUCUGUUACGUAUAGGCCAUGCUCUAUCACAUUUUGGGCAGAGUAAACCAGUUCUUCCAUUUUAAUUUU
Schistocerca piceifrons (Central American locust) is the source of this 3685-nucleotide messenger RNA. RefSeq names its product vam6/Vps39-like protein (gene Vps39). The coding region runs from base 202 to 2892 and encodes 896 amino acids. NCBI's taxonomy places the organism in Eukaryota, Metazoa, Arthropoda, Insecta, Orthoptera, Acrididae. The record is from RefSeq and is a predicted model, not a curated record. The transcript has 17 exons. Gene Ontology annotation, cellular component: membrane; cytoplasm. Gene Ontology annotation, biological process: endosomal vesicle fusion; vesicle-mediated transport; intracellular protein transport.